Messenger RNA from Impatiens glandulifera, 1846 nucleotides. Its product is annotated as protease Do-like 8, chloroplastic. Gene Ontology annotation, molecular function: protein binding; serine-type endopeptidase activity. The record is from RefSeq and is a predicted model, not a curated record. Lineage: Eukaryota; Viridiplantae; Streptophyta; Magnoliopsida; Ericales; Balsaminaceae. The coding region runs from base 145 to 1566 and encodes 473 amino acids. Gene Ontology annotation, biological process: proteolysis. The transcript has 13 exons.
AUGGGUAAAUUGGUUUGGUUGGAGCAGAAAAGCAAUCAAUCGUCUAUGGUACAGACUAGAGACAGAUCACAUCGCCGAAACUGAAAGGAGGAACCUUACUUGUUGAGCUGCUACGGUUUGUGGUCAGCAAAAACUUUAGGGAAGAUGGAAGUAAUUGCUAGUAGCUCCCGUUCUGGUUCUGGUUCUUUGCCUCUCCUCCAUUCUCACCGGGUCGGACCUCCAGUAAUCACCAAACAUCAACUGGGUCGUCGUAGGUUCUUCUUUAAUGGCAUUUCCACCAUCUGUUCUCACGAUGAAUCACAUAAUCGCGAGUUUUCCCACCUGGGAAACAACGUUGAACAGAUUCCCUCCUCAGCAGAAAGGAUGACAUUGGCUCGUGAUGAUGAUGAUACAAUUGAAGUAAUAAGAAAUGGGUUUCUUUCCAAAACGCGUAGGGGAUUGUUUGCCAGUGUGUUUGCAUAUACCUGUUAUCAUCCCUCAAGGUACUUGUCAGCUCAUGCUCUUAGUGAUCCAUCUGUGACUGUUGAACAAGUAACACCCCUUGUCUAUCCCUCAGGGAAGCUCUUCCCUUCUGAGGAAAGGAUUGUGCAACUAUUUGAGAAGAACACUUACUCUGUUGUGAAUAUAUUUGAUGUAACUUUGCGUCCUCAGCUGAAUGUUACGGGCGUAGUCGAGAUCCCGGAAGGGAAUGGUUCUGGGGUGAUCUGGGAUGGAGAAGGACAUAUUGUAACAAAUUAUCACGUCAUCGGUAAUUCGCUGUCAAGGAACCCCAGUAGUGGACAAGUCGUAGCACGGGUUAAUAUUCUUGCUUCAGAAGGGGUGCAGAAGAAUUUUGAGGGCAAGUUAGUUGGUGCAGAUCGGGCCAAGGAUCUCGCUGUGCUGAAGGUGGAAGCCCCUGAAGAAUUGUUGAGACCCAUUAAGGUGGGGCAGUCAUCUUCAUUGAAAGUCGGCCAGCAGUGCUUGGCCAUUGGAAAUCCGUUUGGUUUUGAUCAUACGCUGACUGUGGGAGUGAUCAGUGGGUUGAACCGAGACAUUUUUAGCCAAACUGGGGUAACUAUUGGUGGGGGAGUUCAGACAGAUGCUGCCAUCAAUCCCGGGAAUAGUGGCGGUCCACUUCUAAAUUCUAAAGGAGAUUUAAUUGGCAUUAAUACAGCAAUAUUUACGCAGACAGGGACAUCGGCAGGGGUAGGAUUUGCUAUCCCAUCUUCAACUGUGGUGAAGAUAGUACCUCAAUUAAUCCAAUUUGGCAAAGUUGUUCGGGCUGGUCUAAAUGUGGAAAUUGCUCCUGAUCUAGUGGCAAACCAACUUAAUGUUAGAAAUGGUGCUCUUGUUCUACAGGUUCCUGGAAAUAGUGUUGCAGGACUACUACCAACUACUAGGGGAUUUGCUGGUAAUAUCAUACUCGGGGAUAUAAUAACUUCUGUUGACAAUAAAACGCAGGUUAGAAGCAAAGCAGAAUUAUACAAAGCACUCGAGGAUUAUAAUGUGGGAGAUAAAGUAGUGUUGAAGAUCCUGAGAGGAAAUGAGAACUUAGAGCUUCCUGUGAUUCUUGAAGAAAAAGAAUGAAGUCUGUAAACAACAGUUUUAAGAGUCUUGCCAUUAUUUGAACAAUAAUCUUUGCUUAUUCUUUGUCAUAUACCACUUCAUCAUUUACACAUGAAUUCUUGACUUUGGAAGAUGAAUUGCCCACUUAAGAUUCAGUACUUUUUAUUAUUUUAUUUUGUCAGGGAAAGAAGUCAAAAGCAUAGAAAAAUGAUUGAAUAGAAUACAAGCUAUGGGUUCAUGUGAGAGUCAACUCUUGAUGGUACUUUCUUGAAGCAUGAAACAAGGAACACUUCAUUUUUAU